This is a messenger RNA of Lotus japonicus, 1210 nucleotides long. RefSeq names its product peroxidase 7. The coding region runs from base 62 to 1114 and encodes 350 amino acids. The record is from RefSeq and is a predicted model, not a curated record. Lineage: Eukaryota; Viridiplantae; Streptophyta; Magnoliopsida; Fabales; Fabaceae. Gene Ontology annotation, biological process: hydrogen peroxide catabolic process; response to oxidative stress. Gene Ontology annotation, molecular function: peroxidase activity; heme binding. Gene Ontology annotation, cellular component: plasmodesma; plant-type cell wall. The transcript is spliced from 3 exons.
AUCCAAGUUUUCUCAAUUACCACUUUCUGGUGUCCAGUGUGGUUAAUAACACAGAGUAAACAUGUCUAAUUCUCUCUUCUCAUUGCUCAUUCUUUUGCUUCCUUGCACUAUUUUAGCCUCACCACAUUCUCCUGAAGAUUUUGAUGAGCCAAUCACUUCCUUCCCAGGGGAAACCAUUUACACUCUCAAAGUUCCAACAUUAGAGGAAAACAACUUCGAUAAUCUCCUAUCCUUUGGUCACUACCAAAAAAGCUGUCCACAAUUUGAAUCCAUCCUAAACAGGAAAGUGCAAGAAUGGAUUCAUAAGGAUUACACUUUAGCAGCUAGUCUCCUAAGGUUACAUUUCCAUGAUUGCUCAAUCAGGGGAUGUGAUGCUUCUAUUCUUUUGAACCAUGAUGGAAGUGAGAGGUCAGCACAGGCAAGCAAGACACUGAGAGGAUUUGAUGUGAUUGAUGAUAUUAAGGCAGAGCUGGAGAAGCAUUGCCCAAAAACAGUUUCUUGUGCAGACAUUCUGACUGCUGCUACCAGGGAUGCCACUGUUAAGUUGGGUGGUCCAUAUUGGCCAGUUCCUUAUGGAAGGAAAGAUGGGUUGGUCUCCAUUGCCAAGGAAGCUGAAAUGGUGCCUAUGGGUCAUGAAAACAUUACUUCCUUGGUUGAGUUUUUCCAAUCCAAGGGCCUAAAUGUGCUUGACUUGGUGGUUCUUUCAGGGGCUCAUACUAUUGGAAGGGCUUCAUGUGGAUCAAUUCAAUAUAGACUAUACAAUUACAAUGGAACUGGGAAACCUGACCCUUCCAUAGCUCCCAAGUACCUCAACUUCUUGCAAAGAAAGUGUAGAUGGGCCUCAGAGUAUGUUGAUCUUGAUGCUACUACUCCAAGAGCCUUUGAUCCUGUAUACUACAUCAAUCUCAAGAAGAAGAUGGGAUUGUUAUCCACAGAUCAGUUGUUGUAUUCUGAUCCAAGGACUUCUCCUAUUGUUUCUGCAUUUGCUGGUGCCCCUUACGUUUUCACACACCAGUUUGCAGUGUCCAUGGCAAAGCUUGGCGAUGUUGAAGUUCUCACGGGGGAAGAUGAAGGGGAAAUCAGGACCAACUGUAAUGCCAUCAAUGCUUAUUGAUAUCUCCUAGUUUCUGCUUUGAACAAUUUUUGAUUUGUACUUGGCUCUUGUUGUCUUGCUUUCUUUUUUCAUGAAUAUUACUAAUAUUUGAAAUCA